AUGUGGGUUUUUGAAGCCUGUUUGAUUGGUUUCUGUGUUACUGUCAGCAGGCACAAACAUCUGAGGUCCCUUCCUAAGCAAUCCUAUUGCAAUACAACCAUCAAGACUAUGUGCUGAGGUGUCAUGUUACAGGUUGUCUGCUUUAAAAUAACAGCAGCCCUGAGCAUUGGAGUCAGUUUUUAAAACUGCCCUGCUAUUGGUAGGAACAGGACAGGAUUACAGCCAAGACUUCCCUGCAUUUUCUGCCAAAAUCUGUGUCAGAUUUAAGACACAUGCUUCUGCAAGCUUCCAUGAAGGUUGUGAAAAAAAGUUUUAAUCCAGAGUUGGGUUCCAGCUUUCUGUAGCUGCAAGCCUUGGAGGCUGCUCCACCUCCCUACAAAGCAACUAGAACCUAGGGCUUAGGGUGGAGAGAUUUUUAAUUUUUUUAAAAUUUGCUGGACAUGAAAUGAAUGUAGAAUGCUUUCUAACUUCAGGUUGGAGAUAUGAUCACCUCCUGAUUAUUUUUGGAGCAUGAGAACAUUUUAAAACUUUUUUAUAAAUCCCCCCCACUAGGAUUGUGAAAAAAAAAAAAAAGGACCUUGCCUAAUUGAAGUCAUUUCAUUGGAUUUUGAUCACAACUGAUCGCUUUUCCAUGUGAGGUUCUGGGGGUUUGAACUUCUUCUGGAGAAUGCCUUUUGAAACCAUUUUUUCUCUAGCUGCCUGAUGUCAACUGCGUAGUAAUCAGUGGAUAUUAAAAUAUUCAAAAUGUACAGAGAGUGGGCAGUGGUGAAUAUUUUCAUAAUGUCUUAUGUGCAACUGGUGCAGGGCUUCGGUAAUGAACAUGGACCAGUGAAGCGGUCAUCUCGAUCAAUGUUAGAACAAUCUGAACAGCAGAUUAGGGCCGCUUCCAGUUUGGAGGAGCUACUUCGAAUAACACAUUCUGAGGACUGGAAACUAUGGCGGUGCCGGCUGAAGCUGAAAAGUUUUACCAGUAUGGAUACUCGCUCAGCAUCCCAUCGAUCCACCAGGUUCGCGGCAACUUUCUAUGACAUUGAAACACUCAAAGUUAUCGAUGAGGAGUGGCAAAGAACCCAGUGCAGCCCUAGAGAGACAUGCGUGGAGGUUGCCAAUGAGCUGGGGAAGAGUACCAACACGUUCUUCAAGCCCCCUUGCGUGAAUGUGUUCCGAUGUGGUGGCUGCUGCAAUGAAGAGAGCCUCAUCUGUAUGAACACGAGCACCUCUUACGUUUCCAAACAGCUCUUUGAGAUAUCGGUGCCUUUGACAUCAGUGCCUGACUUAGUGCCUGUUAAAGUUGCCAAUCAUACAGGUUGCAAGUGCUUGCCAACAGCCCCCCGCCACCCAUAUUCAAUUAUCAGAAGAUCCAUCCAGAUCCCAGAAGAAGAUCGCUGUCCCCAGUCCAAGAAGCUCUGUCCUAUGGAUAUGCAAUGGGAUAACAACAAAUGUAAAUGUGUUUUACAGGAAGAGAAUCCACUUGCUGGAACAGAAGAUCAAUCUCAUCUCCAGGAACCGGCUCUCUGUGCACCACACAUGAAAUUUGAUGAAGAUCGUUGCGAGUGUGUCUGUAAAACACCGUGUCCCAGAAAUCUCAUCCAGCACCCAGAAAACUGCAGUUGCUUUGAAUGCAAAGAAAGUCUGGAGAGCUGCUGCCAGAAGCACAAGAUAUUUCACCCAGACACCUGCAGCUGUGAGGACUGGUGCCCUUUUCACACCAGAACAUGUGCAAGUGGAAAACCAGCAUGUGCAAAACAUUGUCGCUUUCCAAAGGAGAAAAGAGCUGCCCAGGGACUCCACAGCCAAGAGAAUCCUUGAUUCAACUUUGCUCCAGUUCCCCAUCCCUGUCAUUUUAAAUAUCAUGCUGCUUUGCCAAAUUGCUGUCACUGUCAUUCCCCUAUUUUACAUAGUGCCACAGUGAAUCCAAACCAGCCUUCCAUUGACACCAGCUGAGAAUUUCCUGGUUCAUUUACAGAUGACUUCUAGCUGCACAUACCUCUGCACAUCCAAGAAUGGAGAAGAGGGCUCCCGAGGAACCCAAGUUUUGGUGCAUGAGAAAGGUUUGCUUGUCAUGGAAUGACAGGUACCAUGUGAUUGAUUACUCGGAGCAGAUGAGGAAAACUGCAGCGGCUGAGUCCUUUGCUAAGUGCAACUUUUGUGAAUUAUUCUGAUUCUUUCUUAUGCAGAAUUUCAUUUGUAUGAUCAGCACUGAAUUUCUAAUUCCUGACCAGCUUGUAGUUUUUGAGUUUACAGAACUACUGUCUGAUGUUUCAUAUUUAAGGGUAUUUAAAGGAAAUAAACACCAUUAUUCAAGCCAUAGAAUUUUGUGUUUUGUUU
Marmota monax (woodchuck) is the source of this 2328-nucleotide messenger RNA. RefSeq names its product vascular endothelial growth factor D (gene Vegfd). Gene Ontology annotation, molecular function: chemoattractant activity; vascular endothelial growth factor receptor 3 binding; growth factor activity. The transcript is spliced from 7 exons. The record is from RefSeq and is a predicted model, not a curated record. Lineage: Eukaryota; Metazoa; Chordata; Mammalia; Rodentia; Sciuridae. Bases 745 to 1809 code for a protein of 354 amino acids. Gene Ontology annotation, biological process: positive regulation of angiogenesis; sprouting angiogenesis; positive regulation of protein phosphorylation. Gene Ontology annotation, cellular component: membrane.